UUCCAUGUUUACGUAAUAGGUUGACGAGUAAUCUUACUCAAUAUCGAUUGUACAAUACCCGAUGAAGAUUGUCGCUAUCUUAUCUUUCCUGGCUCUUGGCCUCAUCGGUGCUUCUGCCGCUACUCCCUCUCUGCGAUUCGCAAAGCGCAACUCACCCAACGGUUGUGCGGACGGCGUCCCAAGCCAGGCCGCCAUCGCAGGCGCAAUUAAUCAGUGGAACAGUGAUGUCACCACCGUCAAUGAUUUUCUCGAUGUCGCGACUUCUCUGCAAGGGCUCCAUUUACAAUUACAGCUCGUAGUCGCCCUUAGAGCUGCUAACGACGAGCCCGACCAAUUACAAAUUCUCGCGUGUGCGUCAGAUGUGAGUCCCAGCACGGUUGCGCAGGCCGCCGCAGACGACUUAUUCACGGGGUUCGGGCCCAAUGUACUGGCGCCCUUGAGCAAUAUCCUCAACAAUCCAUCAUCGAUUACGCAGAAUUUGCAGCUAAUCAAUCAAUUUCGCUGCUGCAAUGUUCUACCGGACCUUGACACCUUAUGGAGCUUCACUGCCGAGGACGACGGCGUUGCCAAUCAGGUGCCUUUGUCGGCUCCUAGACCGGCAGCCUGCGCAUCCAUCCAUUGCUGAGCGGACAUGGGAAUACGGCGACAGGGGUGAACGAGAGCUAGUGGCACAAUCGGAGGCAAUUAUUUACUUGGUCAGAAGGCAAGGAGUAAUUCGGAGGCGGGAUUCUUGGGGAGCUUUUGAGAUAGCAAGUGAGCCGUUCUAUAGGAAAGCUUCGCGAUGAGGUUAGAUAUCGCAACUGUGGCUUAGAGUAUGUAACACAAAGCGACAAGCUCCCCUCGCCACGACGGUUAACGACUUCACGAUGGACACUGGUGUUAAACGGUAGAUCCCAUCGCCAUCACAAUUUUCAUCAGCGGCGAGCACCAUCCACAUAGACAAGCUGAGUUUGGCAGGCUUGAAGACCUCCUGGGUCAGCCAGGAUAUUCGG
Molecule: messenger RNA, 992 nt
Organism: Exophiala oligosperma
Lineage: Eukaryota; Fungi; Ascomycota; Eurotiomycetes; Chaetothyriales; Herpotrichiellaceae
Exons: 2
Coding region: 62-625 (187 amino acids)
Source: RefSeq, a predicted model, not a curated record